Carassius auratus (goldfish) is the source of this 3595-nucleotide messenger RNA. It is a transcript of the gene enpep, whose product is annotated as glutamyl aminopeptidase. Gene Ontology annotation, cellular component: cytoplasm; plasma membrane. The transcript has 20 exons. Gene Ontology annotation, molecular function: zinc ion binding; peptide binding; metalloaminopeptidase activity. The record is from RefSeq and is a predicted model, not a curated record. NCBI's taxonomy places the organism in Eukaryota, Metazoa, Chordata, Actinopteri, Cypriniformes, Cyprinidae. Gene Ontology annotation, biological process: regulation of blood pressure; peptide catabolic process; proteolysis. Bases 425 to 3307 code for a protein of 960 amino acids.
UGCAUCACCUCAGUCAGCAUGGGAUUUGGUGAGUAAGGACUUUCCACAGUACAGCUUAAGGAUCACCUCACGCUUGAGACGUUUUGAGAACCUCGUGGCCGUGACCUUAUAGAGAUCAGAGCAAAUUUUUAGACGGUGGUGAAACUUAGCCAUCCUCCUGCUUUAACCUUUGUGCCUCCUGCAGGCUGCCCUGCGUGAGUGUGUGCGGGUCUGCAUAUGUUCACACAUUUGGGAAUCCAGACACAGCUGUUUUCUCUCUUUGGAGGCAAAAGGAAGUGUAAGGAAAGAGUGUGUGUGUAUGUUUGUGUGUGUGUGUGUGUGUGUGUGUGUGUGUGUGUCUGGGUUCACAGGGAGAGAGUGUUCUGACUUUCUGAACUUUGAGUGUUUUGUACACAUUCUGACUCUCUGCGUUUGACGGCGUGCCAUGGAAAGCCUGGAGUUCGAAAAGAAGGAAAAGCGGUACUUUAUCCGAGGCAAGCAUGCUGCUAUCAUCUGCGCCGUUGUCAUCGUGACAGGUGUUGCUGUGGGGCUCGGAGUUGGUUUGAGCCAGAAGACCUCCUCAUCCGAAGAGGAACCCAAACCAACACCAUUACCCACAGCACCAUUACCUACAGUGCCGACAGAUGACCGGGGUCCCUGCAAACCAUCCGACAACACAAAUGGUGGGUGGAACAACUUCCGCUUACCUGACUACAUGGUACCCUUCCAUUAUGACCUGCACCUGGAGCCUGACCUCGACACAGACAUCUACACCGGGAGCGUGUCCAUCCAUCUGACCCUGACACAGCCCAGUCAGCACCUGUGGCUCCACAUUCGAGAUACUUUUGUCACCGAGGUGCCCUCUCUGCAGCGCAGCGGCCCAUCCGGCUUGACCUCUGUCCAGGUGAAGGAAUGCUUUGAGUACAAGCCGCAGGAGUAUGUGGUGGUGGAGGCGGUCGAGCAGCUGAGUGUCACUGGCCCAGACGAGCACUACAUCCUCACUCUACACUUCCAGGGCUGGCUCAACGGCUCUCUGGUUGGUUUCUACAGGACCACAUAUCAGGAGAAUGCAGUUACCAAGAAAAUCGCUGCAACAGACCAUGAACCCACUGACGCUCGUAAAUCUUUCCCCUGUUUUGAUGAGCCCAACAAAAAGGCCACCUACACAAUCUCCAUCACCCAUGGCAGUGCUUAUGAAGCGCUGUCCAACAUGCCUGUGGAGAACAUAGAAAAAGUUUCAGACCAAAAGACAAAAACAUCCUUUAAGAAAUCAGUAAAGAUGAGUACCUAUCUGGUAUGUUUUGCGGUUCACCAGUUCCACUUUGUGGAGCGGACCUCGAAUAGAAAUAUACCAUUACGGAUCUAUGCUCAGCCUUUGCAGAUCUCAACCGCUGAAUAUGCUGCAAAUGUCACCAAGAUUAUAUUUGAUUACUUUGAGGAGUAUUUUGACAUGGAAUAUUCUAUAGAGAAACUUGAUAAGAUAGCAAUCCCAGACUUUGGGACAGGAGCGAUGGAGAACUGGGGCUUGAUCACUUACAGAGAAACCAACCUGCUGUUCGAUGAGAACGAGUCCUCCUCAAUCAACAAACAGCGAGUGGCCAGUGUCAUUGCGCAUGAGCUUGUUCACCAGUGGUUUGGAAAUAUUGUGACUAUGGACUGGUGGGACGACCUGUGGUUGAACGAGGGCUUUGCCAGCUUUUUUGAGUAUGUGGGAGUGGAAGAAGCCGAGCCCGACUGGGGAAUGCGUGACAUCAUGCUAAUCAAUGAUGUAUUUCCUGUCAUGGUUGAUGAUGCUCUUCUCUCGUCCCAUCCUAUUAUCGUGGAUGUAUCCAGCCCUGCUGAGAUCACAUCUGUGUUUGAUGCAAUCUCAUAUAACAAGGGCGCUUCUAUUUUACGAAUGCUGGAGGACUUGCUUGGCCGUGACACAUUUAGGGAUGGAUGUCGACGAUAUCUAAAAAACUACCAAUUCCAGAAUGCAAAGACUGCAGACUUUUGGAAGGCCUUGGCUGAUGAGAGUGGGGUACCUGUGGCAGAUAUCAUGGACACAUGGACCAAACAGAUGGGAUAUCCUGUGCUGAGUCUGACCAACACAGACACUGAAGCUAAACUCACCCAGACCAGGUUUCUCCUGGACCCCAAUGCUGACCACAGCCAGCCCAGCACUCCCCUGGGCUACAAAUGGACCAUUCCUGUUAAAUGGAGCACACUUGACUCCAAAAAUGCCUCUUUCCUGUUUGACAAGGGAGAAACAGAGGUAGUAAUUGCUGGAUACUCCCCUGCUAGCGAUGGUCUCAUCAAAGUCAACAAAGACCACAUGGGCUUUUACCGAGUAAACCACCAUGACAAUUUGUGGAGCGCUAUUGCCGAGCAACUCUCUGUAAAUCAUCAGGUGUACAAUGCAACUGACCGAAGCAGCUACAUUGAUGAUGUUUUUGCCUUUGGACGGGCAGAUAUUGUGGAUUAUGGACAUGCCUUCAACCUAACAAGAUAUCUGGCCAAUGAAACGGAGUAUAUUGUGUGGGAUAAAGUAUCUUCUUCCAUCUCCUAUGUGAGAGACAUGUUGGCUGAUGAUAGAGUGCUGUACCGUAAAUUCCAGAAACUCUUCGGUGAUCAUGUGCAGAAGAUUUCCAAAGAGCUUGGGUGGAAAGAUGAAGGGACGCAAACACAGCAGCUGCUGAGAGAGACAGUUUUGGGCAUUGCAUGUCAGAUGGGUGACCAGGAAGCUCUCGACCAAGCCUAUGACAUUUUCAAUAAAUGGAUCGAUGGAACAAUUAGCAGUGUGGAUGUCAAUUUACGGUUGCUGGUGUACCGAUACGGGAUGAAGAAGUCAGGAUCAGUGCAGAGCUGGGAAAAUAUGUUCGGCAAGUAUAUCUCUGCCACUCUUGCCCAGGAGAAAGACAAGCUGCUCUACGGCCUGGCUUCAGUAGAAGAUAUCACUCUCCUUCAUAGGUUACUUGAAGCUGCUAAAAAUGAAAGCAUUGUGAGGAGUCAAGAUGUUUUUACUUUAGUGCAGUAUGUAUCUCGAAACCCACUUGGCAAAACCAUGGCCUGGGACUGGGUCACACUCAACUGGGAUUACCUAGUGAACAGAUACACCAUUAAUGACAGAAACUUGGGCCGCCUCCCCUCCAGAAUUACUAGCACAUACAACACUGAUGUGCAGCUGUGGAAGAUGGAGCACUUUUUUGCACUUCACCCGAAUGCAGGAGCAGGUGAGAUGCCCAGAAAGCAGGCAAUAGAGACUGUGAAGAACAACAUUGAAUGGAUGAAUCGGAACCUGGAUGAGAUCCGAGUCUGGCUGGAAAACAAUGUGGAGCUGGAGAACUAGUGCUGUAAUGAGCCAGCAUUGGAACAAUUUUACCACCCCCACUAAAUUUGUCAAUGAAUUGCUCAGGGCAGCUUGAAAAAAAAAAUUCUAGUUAAGAGCCACAAUUGAAAACAUUCUUAUUGCAGAAUAGUCUUGAAUUCCGAUGGCAUGACAGUUAAAUGAACAUAUAUUCUCUUUGGAACUAGGCAUAACAAAUUUUUAGCGAUUGUACAUUCUGUAUUUAAUGUGUUCAUUAAUCAUUAUGUUAAUUCUUUUUUAAAAUGUGAAAUAAAUGUCUUAAAGGAUGCA